AUGGCAGAAGCAGAGUUCCUCGUCGGUGACCACGUUGAUGUAGGCGGCUAUGCCGCCAUCGUCCGCUAUGUCGGCGAAACUCUCUUCGCUCCCGGCGAAUGGAUCGGAAUAGAAUUCGAAGGCCCAGACGGUAAAAACGAUGGCUCGGUACAAGGGGAGCGGUACUUCAACUGUCCACCAAAUAGAGGAAUAUUCGUGAAACCGGGUGUCCCACGGUUAAUAGAGCGACCUCCUCCACCUGCUAUGAAGAGAGCUUCGGCGAUUGUUUCGCCUGCACAUGGUUCUCCAAGGCUUGCGCAACCAAGACCCUUAAGCAUGCGGGCUCCUGCAUCGCCGACGAAGAUGCUGUCUGGAAGUCCCUCUCCCGGUGCUGGAACUUCAAGGACAGGUACACCGCUUGUUAGACCGCCUUCUGUGGUUGGGCGGGUAGGUACAGGGACACCUACCCCCCGCACCUCCGGAAAUACCGCACCACGUACAGGCCCAAUGGGUCCUCCGGGGGGAAAGCAAACUGCCAGCGCUACAGCAUCAAAGCCAGGACAGGCUCGACGACAAUCUACAGUUAAUUCUACGUCUAUGUCAAGGACUCCAUCGGUUGCCUCAUCUGCCGGAAGCUCAGUUGCUCGUCCACCACCCGGUAGCAACCGUCUAUCGUUGAAACCCGGCGGAUUGCAAGUUUUGGGGGGGCGUAAACAAAGUAUAUCAAAUGUAUCAUCUGAACGGAGCUCCCCAGAUAUCACCAGUACAGGAAGCGCAAUGAGGAGAUCAAAAAGCGACGACAAAGAUCCUCGAGGCCAAUCUACACGAAUGGGGAGAAGGGAAUCGAACGCCUUGUCACCUGGCUCACCAAAACCAGUUUCGAAGGUAGCGACCACAGGGCCAACAAUUGGCCCGCCGGUAACUGGGCCGAGCGCGACCAGUGCCGGGGCUAUUUCUGCAACCAUGGCAAGAGAGUUAGAAGACUUGAGAAGUACAAUCAAGGUGAUGGAGAAGAAAAGAACAGAGGAUAGGGAUAAAUUGAAGGUGCUGGAAAGAAUACAAAAUGAAAGGGAUAAGUUUGAAAUGAUUAUCCAGAAGCUUCAAGCUAAAUACCAACCUCAGCAAGCCGAGCUUGUCGAACUUCGAAAAGAAAUCAAGGAAAUGAAAACUUACCUCGAAGAAAUGGAGGAAUUCAAGGUCGAAAACGAGAUGAUCGUAGAAAUGGCCACCCUCGAUCGUGAGAUGGCCGAAGAACAAACUGAAUCACUACGUGCAGAACUUGAAGCUGUACGAGGUCGUGCGGAGGAGCUUGAAAUGGAAGUCGAAAUUUUACGUGAGGAAAAUAGUGAGCUAAGUGGGGAAAUGACACAGGAGGAGAAGACAAGCGCUGGUUGGCUACAGAUGGAGAAACAAAACGAGAGGCUCAAAGAGGCACUCCUAAGAUUAAGAGACAUGACCUCUCAGACAGAAAUAGAGCUGAAAGAGACAAUCAAAAGCCUCGAGGAGGAUAACAAUGAACUAGUAGAGAUCAAAAAGGCUGCUGAAGGAACUAGAGAGAGACUUCAAAUCUCGGAAGCAGCGGUUGAGGAUUUAAGGCAGCAGUUAGAGACUGCUUUGGGCGCCGAGGAGAUGCUUGAGGAUCUUACCGAGAGGAAUUUAAGCAUGAGUGAACAAAUAGAGGAGUUGAAAGCGACAAUCGAGGAUUUGGAGAGCCUGAAGGAGAUCAGUGAUGAACUGGAAAUUAAUCACGUUGAAACAGAGAAACAGAUGCAAGAGGAAAUCGAUUACAAAGAUCUCGUGAUUGGAGAACAGUCAAGGAGGAUUGCACAGUUGGAUGCAAGUAAUGAGGAAGCAGAGUACACAAUUACGAGAUUCAGAGAAUUGGUAACUAACUUACAGAGUGACCUUGAGGACAUGAGAGCUAGCCAACAGAUAACUGAAACCGAGGCCGAAGAACUGACAGCUCGCUCGCGCUCAAUGAUAGAUAUCAACAUGAAGCUUCAAAUAACCGCCGCAAAAGCCCAAAAUAAGACAAUCGACCUCGAGCUGCGUCGACUAGAGGCUGAAGAAGCAGUGGAGCACCUCUCAAUUGUGCAAAUGUUUCUUCCCGAAGCCUAUCGUUCUGAACGAGAUUCCGUACUUGCCCUUCUCCGCUUCAAACGCGUUGCAUUCAAGGCCCAUCUUCUUCACACAUUUGUUAAGGAACGUCUCGCUGGCCAAGUUGGGCAAGAACAAGCUGGACAUGAAGAAUCACUUAUGGCAGCUUGCGAUAUGUGUGAUAAACUCACUUGGGUUAGUGCAAUGUGCGAUCGCUUUGUUAAUUGUAUCAGCGGGUGCAGCUCGCAACAGUUUGCAAGAUUUCAGGGAGCACUCUAUGAGCUAGACCCCGUGGAGCGAGCUCUGAACGGCUGGAUUGAAGGAUUGAGAAAAGAUGACUUGAAAGAGAAACAGUGUGUUGCUGAGCUGCAACGGACUAUGGCACUCAUGUCUCACCUAGGGGAGAUUCACCUUAAGAAUGAUCUAGAAGGAUUCGCGAGUGAUCUACAUAUGAGAGUUCUGCUGAUGCAGAGCUACAUGGAGUCCACAGCAGCAGCAAUGGCACAAAUAAAGCUGAUGGUCCAAAAUAAACUUCCCCCCAGCAUUGAAGAGGGUGAGGACGAGAAUGACAUUGCCUCGAGCUUUGCAAAGCGUGCCGACGCAAUUGUUUCAAAUUCGCGGAGCGCGAAGGUUAUUAUCAGCAAAAUUCUUCGUUCUCUAAACGAUUUCCAGGCACGUUCAUUGUCACUUACACAAGAUAAACUGGGAAACUUCACAGCAUGCGAAGAUUCUACAAAACGGCUAGGAGAUUAUGCUAGGGCUAUUGGGAACGAUGUUUAUGAGCUACUUUAUUCAGAUGAUGCGAAGGGGAAUGUUGGAUGGCAAGAGCUGCAGUCAAUGUUUUUCAGGACGACUGAGAGAGAGCUAGUAGCUGUGGAGGUGGAAAUAUUUGGAGCUUUUGGAAAGGAGUUAAAGAGCCUUACGAAUCUACUUGUCGAGCUUGGAAGUACGGCUUCGGAUAUUGACAUGACUGCUGAGUUCGAAAAGGCAACUGCCCCGUGGAUUGUCCGUGCCCACGAACUCAAAACAACCAAGACGAUUUCUGUCGACGCCGAAGAGGAGAUCCGUCGUCUCAAAGAUGAUAUUCUGGAGCGUGCAACACAAAUCAAGCUCCGUGAUAAGACCUUGGAAGAAUCCGCUGUCAAAAUCGAGCUCCUCGAAUCUCGCAUGCGUAAUGUCACUAAACAGAGCGAGCGGAUUGAAGAGCUCGAAAAGCUCGUAUCAGAAGGGGCAAUACGCGAGAAAGAUCUUACUGACGCUAUCGAGAAUCUCAAUGAAGAGAUACAAUCCCUUGAGACUGAGGUUGAUAAAUGGAAGAAGACUGCGAAUGAUAAGAGAGCACUUGGAGAGGUUGACAGAAUUGGUGCAGAAAAGGCGGUUGCUACAGCCAGAGAAGUAGAUGAGCUUAAGAAGGAAAUCACUUCACUCACAGGAGCUGUGAAUUUCCUAAGAGACGAGAACGCAAGAGUUAUCAAGAACGACCUGCUGGCAUCUGAUUCGUGGCUAUUGGAGCCAUUGUUGGCAAAGCCAGAAGUCAAAGAAGUUGAUGAAUACGAACAAGCUCUUGCGACCGAAGGACAGGAUGUUAUGGCUGAAUUGAUGCUACUCGCAACACAAUCAAAGGUUGUUGAUUUGACGAAGGGGCCCAAAAAUCGGAAAACUUGGAGACCGGCUAAGGAGACGCCAAGGUCACAUUACUUAGAACAAAGAGAGCAUUAUGAGUCACUCAUUGCAUGGAAAGAGGAGGUUACCUCGAAAGCAUUAUAUCACGAUGCUGCGAAGAAAUGCUUGAGGCCGCAGAACAAUAGGAAGGCGAACAAUAUUUUCGGCGCGAAAGUUAAUAUCAAGAUGCCUAGGCUAUACCCGGUAGGAUCGAAGAUAAUACCGACUGCGACUGAUGUGGUAAUACAAGAGCCAGAUGGAUGGGAGAGUCUUCAAGAGACCAUGGGCUUUACGUAG
Molecule: messenger RNA, 4035 nt
Organism: Morchella importuna
Lineage: Eukaryota; Fungi; Ascomycota; Pezizomycetes; Pezizales; Morchellaceae
Exons: 6
Coding region: 1-4035 (1344 amino acids)
Biological process (GO): nuclear migration involved in conjugation with cellular fusion; establishment of mitotic spindle orientation
Cellular component (GO): cell tip; spindle pole body; microtubule associated complex
Source: RefSeq, a predicted model, not a curated record